Salvelinus sp. IW2-2015 is the source of this 3509-nucleotide messenger RNA. NCBI's taxonomy places the organism in Eukaryota, Metazoa, Chordata, Actinopteri, Salmoniformes, Salmonidae. The record is from RefSeq and is a predicted model, not a curated record.
AUGGACGGGUCAGCUUCUGGGGGACGCAGUCGCGUGGACGGCAUCUACGGCCAGGUGGACGGCAAAUGGGAGGAGGUGAGUGGUCUGGACGAGGAGAACAACAGCGUGAGGACCUAUCAGAUCUGCCAGAUGGAUGGCGCCUCCAGCCAUUGGCUGCGCAGCGGGCUGAUCCAGCGGCGGGGAGCGUCCCAGGUGUACGUGGAGCUGCGCUUCACCAUGAUCGAGUGUUCGUCCAGAGUCACACACCACCGCAGCUGCAAAGAGACCUUCAACCUCUUCUACUACCAGGCCGACUCUGACGAGGCUACACCCACUCACCCAUCCUGGAUGGAGAACCCCUAUACUAAGGUGGACACAGUGGCUGCAGACUUCCUGCUGAGGAAGGGCGGGGAGCGUAAGUUCAAUGUGAAGACCCUGCGGCUGGGGCCUCUGUCUAAGAGGGGUUUCUACCUGGCCUUCCAGGCCCAGGGAGCCUGCAUGGCCCUGCUGUCUGCCAGGGUGUUCUUUAAGAAGUGUCCCGCACUGGCCAGCUCCCUGUCCUCCUUCCCUGAGACCGUACCCCGCACCCUCGUACAGGAGGCCCAGGGGGUGUGUGUGGACAACGCUGCCCAGCAGGGGCCCCGGACACGCACACCUAAACUCUUUUGUGGAGAGGACGGCCAAUGGGUGGGCCAGCCCACUACCUCCUGUGGCUGUCUGCCCGGGUACGAGCCCGCCGACGGACACACCCGCUGCUCAGCCUGUUCUGUGGGUCAGUUUAGGUCUGGCUCGGGGGGCCAGUGCAGGCCUGUCAGGGUUCCGCAUGCUGUGGUGACAGGCUCACCUGUGUGUCAGUGUCGUCCAGGAUACCUCCGCGCUGACUCUGACACUCCAGACACCCCAUGUACCAGACCCCCCUCUGCCCCACGCAGCAUCGUGACCCAGAUCAACGACACCACGGUGACUCUAGAGUGGAGCGAGCCCAUGGACAGUGGCGGCAGAACUGAUCUGAGCUACUCUGUGGAGUGUUCCCUGUGUGGGUCCCCUAGGGGUCCGUGCUCACCCUGCGGGGACAGUGUCAGCUACAGACCCUCUCAGCGAGGCCUGCUGGGCCGCAGGGUGGUGGUCUGGGGCCUCAUGCCUCACACCACAUACACCUUCUCUAUCCAYGCCCUCAACGGGGUCUCCCCUUUCAAUGGCAAGGGGGCACCCAGCGAUAGAGUUAACAUCACCACCAGUCACGAGGUUCCAGUGCUGCUGUCUGUGAUCAGGAAGAGUAUCUCUACAGAGAGCAGUCUGACUCUCCACUGGUCCGUUCCAGCCCAGCCCCACUACACCAUCCUGCAGUACCAGCUACGCUACUGUGAGCCGGUGAGGAGGACCAGAUCUCUCUCUCUCCUGAGAACUCCUCAGAACCCCACCUACACAGCUCUUCUGGUGAGACUACUGCACCUGUUCUUCCUCAACCGAAGCCCAUUGAAAUCCCCUACGCGCUGGACCGCCCCAGAGGCUCUCGCCUUCAGGAAGUUCACCUCAGCCUCCGACGCGUGGAGCUACGGCAUCGUCAUGUGGGAGGUCAUGUCGUUCGGAGAGAGGCCCUACUGGGACAUGAGCAACCAGGACGUGAUCAACGCCAUAGAGCAGGACUACCGCCUACCGCCGCCCCCUGACUGCCCCACCCACCUCCACCAGCUGAUGCUGGAUUGCUGGCAGAAGGAGCGCUCGGCCCGCCCUCGCUUUGCCGCCAUCGUCAGCGCCCUGGACAAGCUGAUCCGCAACCCUGCCUCGCUCAAGAUCAUGGCCCAGGAUGGUGCAGGGCCGUCCCACCCCCUGCUGGACCAGCGGGCCCCCCCGGCCCCCUCAGCGUGUGGCUCCGUGGGGGAGUGGCUGAGGGCCAUCAAGAUGGAGCGCUACGAGGACAGCUUCCUCCAGGCUGGAUUCACCUCUGUAGACCUGUUGGCCCAGAUCACUGCUGAGGACCUGCUGCGCCUGGGAGUGAUCCUGGCUGGACACCAGAGGAAGAUCCUGUCCAGCAUCCAGACUCUGACCAUGACCAAGAGCCCUGGAACCAUACGCUUCUAACCCCAGCACAACUCACCUUGACCCCUGACCUCUUGCCCUGACCCAACACAGACACCAGCACGCACACACCACACAGAACAUGGCACACCCAUGGACCUAUCCAGCACCCUGUGGUGCUGCACCCACGCAGUUCCUCACCCUGGCACCAGUCCCUUCUUAGACAUGAAGUCCAUCAGUGUAGUGACAGAGCCUCAAUACCAACUUAUUAUAGAUGAUCUUCCCUACAAGCUGUUCAACCUGUCCUUAUUGACCACCGAGCGGUCAGUCAGGCCUGGUGCUGGGGUCUGGUGGGAGACUGCCUCACUGGCUAGUUCACCCUCACUCCUCCUCUGCUUCACUGCUUGAAUGUUUACCUGUGGUCCUGAACACACUGGUGAUACUAGUGGAAGCACAGAUCAACGCCAACCUAAGGACUAUAGCUUUUCUAUUGGUGUAUUUCAUGAUGAAGAAUAUGAACUAGCCAGUAGCAGACUACGUUACUGAAACAUGGUGACACUUUCACAAAUGUUGUGUCUUGGAUUAUUCAUCCAUGUGGAUUAUAUGAUGAUGUGAUUACAGCUCUUUCAACGGACUGGAAAAUGUGUGUUUGGACUCUUAUCGGAUGGGCCUCACGUUUUCCUUUGGUUUUCAAAAUGCCUUGCCUUUCCUCAGGUGUUAUGGGUAAUGUAGGCAUUUAGACCAGAACAGACUGUAGUCAUACAAGCCUUCCUCUCCUCAUCUUCCUCAGUGACUGUGCAUGACUCUCCUGGGUCAGCUGUGUGGGAGGAGAGCAGGACUGAGAUCAGCACUUUUAUAGACUGAGCGGGGGAGUUGGGUUUUUUAGUCAGAGAUAGAGCUCUCUCUGUCUGACUACACCUCUGCUCCUCUCAGAAGCUGCAGCACUUCCUGUGUUUCUCUUGGGGUAUGGCUGGUUGGGCAUUUCCACUUCCUGUUGCUGCUGAACUGGGCAGCUCACUUCCACACACUCAGACUGAAGGAGGUCCCUGACCGUGGUUAACGAGACCAAGAGAACACUGCUUAAGUAUUUUCUAAUUGGACGACUUGACCUGGACAGACAUCAGCCUCUCAUUACUUGGUUGAUAUUAUUGUAGGUGUGUUUCCGUCUUGCUCGAGUGCCAUUUGAUCUUCUAUGUGAAUUGAAAUCAAAAUGCCUUUUCUAUAAAGCGGAAAGCCCUCCCAGGGUGAUACAGUUAGAUCUACCAUACAAAGUCCCUUCAGAUGCCACCAGUUUCACAUGUUUAUGUUUGGGGAGAUUGUGUGCUUCCUUGUUAACUAAAGGAUUGUGGGUAAGUGGUCUUCACAUUGAGGAUCUGUUAUGAAAACAGGGACCUAUCUUUUAUAAAGUUGCCUUUUAAAAUAUUGUGUAGAUAAGUAUGUUUUGAUUCCCCCAUCCUUUCUGUGUGUAAUGUGUAUUCAGUCACAAUAAAGACACACACCAGUGUUUAUCA